This is a messenger RNA of Guillardia theta CCMP2712, 813 nucleotides long. RefSeq lists its product as hypothetical. The transcript has 9 exons. The coding region runs from base 55 to 801 and encodes 248 amino acids. The record is from RefSeq and is a predicted model, not a curated record. NCBI's taxonomy places the organism in Eukaryota, Cryptophyceae, Pyrenomonadales, Geminigeraceae.
CUGGGACGCGUAAACCUCUUCCUCCUCCUGGAUGCAGCCGGACAUCAGGAUGUGAUGCCUGUGACUCUCCGGCUCAAGGUGGAUAUUUCAAGAAACGACUGGGAGCAACAUGUUCUGGACCUUCUUGCAAGCCGAGACAUUUCUUGGCGUGUGCAGUGCAUGCACGAGACUGAUGGCUGUAAGAUUUCUUCCAUCUGCAGGAGUUCCGAAGCAUUGAUUGCAUUCCUCCGAGACAAUGGAGGAAGCAAAUCGAUCGUUUUACAGCAAUACCUUGAACCUCUCCCGCAGUUUGCGGCGUUAAAAAACAGACUUUCAAUCAAAGUAGCAGUGCUUGCAGUGGGAAAUCUACAAGUUUACAUCCAGCAAGACGCCAUGGUCUACCUCGCAGGAGGAGAGGAAGAUGAGAGGGAAGAAGAAGCCAUGUUCUCGCUCAAGUCUCUGAAAGAUUCUGGAGGGGAUAUCACCUAUCGAUGGCUGGGCCCGUGGGUUGAGACCUUACAAGGGAAACUUUCCAUCUCUGUUGAGAAAGUCUUCGACGCCUUGAGAAACAAGAAGACUCAGUUCCUGGCGAUGCCAAACUGCUUCGAGUUGUUCGCCUUCACGUUCGCACUGACAUCAGACGAAGCCAACGGUCCUCAACCAUGGCUGCUCAAAGUUGAAAGCUCCAUGGAAGCUGAGAAUGCUCUUCGAGGUCAGGAGAAGCUUGUCGGCAGCGCCGUCCAACUGUCCUUGCACGCCCUCGGACUCCUUCCCAGGAGUUCUGAACCUCCGACGUUCUCGCUUGUCAAGAAAUUCGCAUGAACAACUUCAGCU